AUGGCAGCAGGGGGCGCCUGGAUGCUGGCGCUCUUUGUCCUGUGGAACUCCCGUCCACCGGGCACCGCUCGGGCCCAAGACAUGGACGAAGGGCAGGUCUCGGCCCCGCCGGAGCUGCUGGCUAUGGUGCCAGCUGCCGCGGAGGCCAUCGUAGCGGCCGGUUACACCAGCGGGCACCACGAAGGUGCCAACACCACGCCUCCACCUCCGGUGGCCACUGUUGUGGUCAGCAAUAUCCCAGACGUUAGUGGUGGCAGCAGCAACGUUCCGGUGUUGCCUUCGGCAUUGGUGCCGGAGGCUGCGGAGGCCAUUGUGGCGGCCGGUUACACCACUGGGCACCAGGAAGAUACCAACACCACACCUCCAGUGGACACUGUGGUGGUCAGCAGCGUCCCAGAGGUCAGCGGUGGCGGCAGCAGUGUUCCGGAGCUGCUGGCUAUGGUGCCGGCGGCCGCGGAAGCCAUCGUGGAGGCUGGUUACACAGGCGGGCACCACGAAGUUGUCAACACUAUGCCUCCGCCUCCAGUGGCCACUGUGGUGGUCAGCAACGUCCCAGAGGUCAGCGGUGGCGGCAGCGGUAGUGUCCCGGUGCUGCCUGCGGCCUCCAACACAGCCAAGGAGACUUUCCUGAUUGUGGGUGACACCCGCUACGCCUGGCAGGAGUGGAGCCCCUGGCACUGCAACUGCCCGGCCGGGAGCAUGUCCCGGGUGCGGGACAUCACCUACUCCGCCCCCGGCCUGCGCCUGGACCCCCUCCAGUACAACAUCCUGCGCUUCGAGCGGGAGAAAUGCACCUACGCCACCUGCGACUGCGACCGGGCCCAGGGCCAGUGCGACCGGAAGCAGGUGCCCUGCGAGUGGGGGGCCACCCACCUCUGCGCCCUGCAGGAUAUCGAGUACGACCAGCUCCACCGCAAGGAGCGCUUCUGGGCCCUCGUCCACAAGAAGCUCAAGAAGCUCUUGAAGGCCAUCAAGGAGGUCGCCGCCAACGAUCAGGCAAUGGAAUCUUCUCACCGGAGAGCCAGGCACUGAGCCUCCAGCAU
This is a messenger RNA of Anolis sagrei ordinatus, 1043 nucleotides long. It is a transcript of the gene C12H1orf56, whose product is annotated as chromosome 12 C1orf56 homolog. NCBI's taxonomy places the organism in Eukaryota, Metazoa, Chordata, Lepidosauria, Squamata, Anolidae. The record is from RefSeq and is a predicted model, not a curated record.